Amoebophrya sp. A120 is the source of this 2588-nucleotide messenger RNA. NCBI's taxonomy places the organism in Eukaryota, Dinophyceae, Syndiniales, Amoebophryaceae. The record is from the annotation of a GenBank genome assembly.
GUUGCGAUUGUCUGCGCGUUGGUCCCACCCUCCGCGCGUAGCGACAUAAUUCUAAUGUUUUCGCGAAAUGUUACGUAUCUAUGAGAAAUCAUAAUCACUUUAUUCACGUAAAGAAACCUUUCCCCGCACCACCUUUGGAUAUUCCGGUUACCAAACGUAAACACGACAAACAUGAAACCUGCAUCAAGCACAUGCAAUGGCGCACCAGCCGGGCGUGCGCGCGGCAACCCAGGCAGUUUUUACUCGCCAGAGGAACGUGGACUUCGAGACCGCUGCAAUAUGAGCUCUGCAACUACCACUGGCACGUCAGCCGGAACAAGCGCAGCAAAGACGGGCGCCGAGGAGCCGCUCGACUACUAUCAAAAGAUGCUGGCAGCCGAGUGCCGCGGAAAGACGCCGAGUGCGCUGGAGAUUUGCCGCCGCACCUGGGAAGUCGCGGAAAUGCGGCCCUUGCGCGCGAUGGUAGAACGGUAUGGGAGUAGUGACUGUGUGCGAGAAGAGCUGGUUCCUCAGGGUCGGUCGUCGUCCCGGUCAGAGAACAAGAGAAAAACGUUGAUUUUGGCAGGAAGAGGACCACAAGGAAGAGUUUAGGGUGUGCAAGCGCAAUAUCAAUGUGGCAGAUGCAACCAAGAUUCUUCAUUCUUUUUCUACAGUGGACGACUGCCCUGGUAUGACAAGGUACUUCAUCUUUUGCAAUGCAUACACGAAUUACUGCGAGUGUUGCUGCCGCGGCAGACCGGGGUGUCUACACGACAAAGCUACAGUGGGGGGAACUGCACGAGAACUUUUGGUACAGUAGUUCUGGUGUUUUGUUUACCCUGCCACUUGGUAGUACUUACUUGGAUCGUCGUUGCUGGUAAUUAGGAUAUACCAUGGCAAGAGCUUUCUGCUCUAGAUACCCAGAAAGCACUUCUUCGAUGCAGUUCGAAAUAAAACGCACAUCAUGAUGGCACCGUACUAAUUCGCAACUCCGCCUCAAAUUAGUAUCCCCACGACUACAGGGGCCACGAAAAAGCCGCGAAAGCUGCCCUGGUUGCGUACUUCGAGGGGCUGGGGUAUCGUGCUAGUAUAAACGAGAAAACGAAGAAUGCGCUGGUGAUUUCGUGGGAGCACUUGACGGAGGAAAUGACCUAUAGGGGUCUGGCUGCUGCUCCAGGAGCGGACGAGGAGCAAUUGCACAGCUCCAUCGAGAGCAGUCGUCGUGGUUCGGAGGAAGACAAACGCGGUCGCCCUUGCUCCAAUCCGAAGGCUGAUGUCUGCCCGAACCAAUCUGAGAAAACCACGAAGAAGUGCCGGGGGCACGAAGAUGAUAGUGCUCUGUCCAACCAGAACCGAAAAAGUAGGAAAAGCGGCCGCGUACACGGGUAUAGCACCGAUUUGUCCAUCUUAUGUACGUGGGGUUCUUCCAUGAAAAUACAGCGAAUCGUCGCGCUUGCUUCUUUUCUUUCUUGUUCGGAUAAGUAUGGAUUCAAGACGGGAAAAAUGAGUGCAACAAGAAGGGUUCCGUUCUAUGCAUCCUGCUAAGUCAGGAAUUUUUUCAACAGGAGUGUCGAAGCCGUUCCUGCGGCCAGACCGAGCGCCGGUCGAAAACCCGAGACGAGGAUGCCGACCUCAGCCCCAGGCUUGUGUGAGAAUGACAACAGCGCGCACAAACUUUUAAGCACACCCGACUCGGUUGUCGUGGGAAAGAAUCAGGAAAAAGCGGCAAAAUUUUCGCUCGACGACACACCUGUUGCCGCGGAGGGUUCAUGGGUCGCCUGGAGGGAACGGAAUGAGGACGACAGGAAGCUGCAGGGAACUGGUACCGAAAUACCGGGCCGCGAAGCGGAGCAGACCACUGUUUCACCGUAUGACAGCGCCUGGAAGGGCGCAUUUUCAGGCGCAAGCAAAUGGGACCAAGGCACGUCGUUUUGGAGCGCCGGCGGGGAUGCGUCGUUCUGCAGUUUCAAGAACGCCGGCUAUGAUAAUGCGAAUUACACAACUGGCGGUGCAACAUGUAGUUCUUGGGACAAUUGGAAUUCUUGUUCUCAACAGGGCUACGAGGACAAGAGGAAUAUCUCGCCCUCCUCUGCUCGGCAAAGCGACGCGGGCUCGGGCGACGAAGAAUACUACGAGGACUUGGUGCGAAGUUCGUACGAACCCACCCGAUAAAGGAUCUCUUGCGGAGGAAGCGGGGUAGGAAGCUGCCAACCGGCGCAUAGCAACAUGCAAUGGCAAAGUCUAAAGUGCGGAAGGAACUUUCUGUUAACGCUCCAACACAACGACAACGCAUCCUCAUCUUCCUAGUCAUCUUCAUAGAAGUGCUGAAGCAAGAGAGACCGGUCUAGGUGGUAUACUUACAUGCUUUUACAUCGCGAUCAUGAACGCGAUCCCUUCCGAUCGUCAACCCCCGAUACUAGAUGACAAAGAGAUCAACUACAUGAAGCACUGGUACAGUAACUUGUCAAGAAGGUCCUGUCCGAUUACUCAAGUACCGAAGUACGUUUCAUACGGGUGAAUAGAUCUGCAGCUGCGAAGAAGGCGUUUCUUUGAUCAAGAAGGCAUCAACACGAUAUUGCUUUAGUACUCUUCAAGGACGAGAACGAGAU